GCAUUACAUGAGGUGCCAGGGCAACCUGCGGGCAAGGACAUCGUACUUCUGGCUCUGUAUCGGGAGAUAACCUUAACGCAAAGAGCGUCGGGUGAAGACCAGCAUUUUCACCAAGAAGUAAGAAAUAACCUUGAUUGUUAUUCAGCAAGUAUGAAAAGCACCAUAUAAAAUAGAAGAAUUAGUUUUUCAAUAUAAUUUAAAAAAACGUGUGUCCUUGAAGUUUAUUUACCGCAUACGUUGUUUACGACAAUUAUUUUCAUUUCCAUCAGAAAUGUGUUACUGUGUUAAGAGACGUCCUUCUGAGUAGGUGCAGCGUGAUAUCCCCGAAUGUAAGUUGACCUAUGGAUCAUGUUCUGAUGGGCUGAUUAAGACAUAUCACGUAGUUUUGAAACUAUUUUGGGCGGUAUUCAUAGGAUUGUAUUCGGUUUAAGGCUUGACAUUACCGGCUUGACAGUGCCGGCAGAGCACUUCACGACAAUCACAACAACAAAUUGAAGUUAGCCUUAGUCUCCGAUAAACAUACCUUUGUUCGAAGGAGUCUAGGUAAACAUCCUUUGUGGAAUAAAUAUAUCCAAGGGCCUAGAACAUUCCAGACCAGCCUCUAACCUCUCCUGCUAUAUUUUCUAGAUAACCUUUAAUGUAAUAAUGAACGAAGUUGUACUGUUCGUGAUGUUCACGACACUUUGGUUCCACAUAAAUGAUUUCCCACUAAUUCUGAAACAUUCACCAUGUUAAACGUGUAGGCGCAAUGUUUGGUCAGGAAUCUCUUGAGGAAUUCUCAGCAGAACUUGGAGUUCCCAUUCCUUGCUGACCAAGAGACUCAGAGCGAGACAGAAAAGGCUCUACCCGAAAUCCUGUUGCACCUGACCAUCGUGUUUCGGUGCAUUGGUUUUGAUGAGUUGCUGAACCCUUUAAGGGAGAUUGUUCUUGCUCCGAGUGAAAUGAUCGUAAGUUGAAAGUCUUCCUUCAUCUAUCGUACGAACCCAAACGUCAAUUCUUUGUGUUCCAAACAAAAAACAAACAACAAAAAACUUGGAAAGGAGAUAAUAGAGUUUUCCCAAUGCCGAAGCUGUGCUACAGCUGGACAGAUUUUUCUCGCCUUUCACUCUGCAGAAUUCUUUCCUCCCGACAAUGCCAGAAGACAGUUUUGAAGAAACUCGAUCGGCCAUGACAGAGCAGAAUGGUCAGUGGUAUGGUAAGUAUCGUACUCCAUACUUAGGCGGUUAUUCAGUCGCCAUAAAGCCGAGUUCUAGAGAGUAGGCAGGUGAUGCGGAAUUAUUUUGGUAUUCAUGUUGGUAAAAUAAUGUGUCCUAAAUUUACAUGAUAGUCAUCUAUCAGAUAGGAUUUUUACUCCCAGUCUACCAGUGUGAAUAUGAAUGCCCCCACUGUCAAUCUACUUGUUUACUUUCGGUCAUUUUUAUCGCUCUGUAGCUAAUUAAUAUUUUUGCAGAUAUUGGUAGACGCUCUCUGACGCGAGACUUUGUUAAGAAGUUUCUCUUUUUCUUUUAGAAUGUCCAAAGCGUCAUCGAUACUUUGUUGGUGAUGUAAAUAUUGUUAUGUACUAAUUCAUUGACUGAACAACCGACCAACCUGAUUGAUUGAUUAAGUCAUUUAUUAACUAAUAGAUUCAUAGUUGACCCAAAUGAUUGAGUGAUCGAUUGAUUGAUGAUUGGUCGAAAGAUUGAUUGAAAGAUUGACCGAUUGUAUUGGUUGACUUAUCUUAUAAAACGGCGUUACUAAAAUAACCUGGCCCCGGCUGUUCGAAGGUCGGAUAUUACCAUCCCUGGAUAAAUCUCUAUCCGGUGGAUAACGCUAAACGUUUUGCUAUCACUUAUCCGCUGGAUAGCGAUUCAUCCGUUGGAUAGUGUUAUCAGCCCUGGCGUAUUGUUUACGAGUAAUUUCGGCAUUAUAAUCGCAUAGUUAUCUCUUCAUAGUGUGGCAGACCAUACCAGCAGUGCGAUUGCCCUUACUGUGACUCGUCCGUUCCGAUUGGAGGCCUAAAACACCGUUUGGUUUCUAACAACAGGCUGGCACGCCGGUAUCUGAUAACUUGCAUUGUUAAUAUUUACGCACAAUUACUAAACGCUACCUAACCCAGGGUAAUUAAGUAUUCUUAACUGAGCUGAUAACGUAAAUUGGCUACCGUUAUGAGUUUUGAAGCUUACAUUUCGAGCGUUAGCCCUUCAUUAGCUGCUUAUCCUACACAGCGAACUUACACGGUAUUUACAUAAUUACUUCUAUGUGCUUUUUGAAUGUUCCUGUUAGGGUUACGUUGAUUUAUAAGCAUGUAUAAAAUUGUAUAUAUCAGCUACAAAUAUUUUUUUCGCAUUAGAUUAUUUAUGGAGACUGCUACACGGUGGCGAGAAGAUAUGAAUUUUAUGUUAGAUCGCAGCGAACGAACGUGACAUUAUUUGUGCCAUGAGAACAUAAAAUUCAUAUCUUUGAGCCAACUUGUAAUUUUUUUUAAUCAUAACCAUUACAAUUUCCUAAAAUGUGAUUGGUGCAUCAGCUGCUCUAUAUUUCACUAAUCACUCUGUACAGUUGUAAUCGGACAGUGUAAUCAGACAGUUGGCUGUAAUCGGACACCUGAAAUCGGACGGUUGGCUGUAAUCGGACACCUGUAAUCGGACAGUUGAAGCAGCCAAUCAUACUAAGUCCGCUCAGCCAAAUCCACCAAUCACAGAAUUGAUCACAAUAACCAUAGCAACAACCACUUACCCUGCAAAGAAAACUGGGAAAUUUCCAAAUUUUUUUGCUUUAGACAUUUUUCCUAGUUGAGAUGUUUUUCCUAAAUGUUUUUUUUUUUUCGGAAAUUGUAAUGGUUAUAAUUAAUUGGUAUCAGGACAAUCAUACUCGAUUUUGUUAAUAACUUGUAUGAUUACAGACUGAAUUGGAUUCCACUCGGUCCCAUCACCAUUAUUAAUUACAUGGACAAAAGAUAAACAUAGCAGAACGUGAACAACUGGUUUAAUACAAAUACUGGGUAUAAAUAGAAACAAAAUACCCGGCGGCCAAAUUAAAGAAAGGUUUACAGUUAGGCCAAAAUACAUGUGAACUGUUUUAAUAAGCUUAAUGAAAAUUCGAUUACUGACUCUAACUUGAAGCAUAAGAUACUUUUAUUUUCAGCCUCACUACGAACCCACGAAGGCAAUUCAGCACGAACAGAGCAAAAUUUCACCUUUGUCUCGUCGCAACUUUAGAAAAAUUCCUUGAAAAUAUUAAGAUCACACGGCUGUUUCUUGAUGGUGUUGUCGUUCUUUUGUUGUUCGGAAAAUGCAGUUACAUCUUCUUCACUUACCACAACAAAUCUUGCGGCCAUUCAAUAUUUAAAACGACCAACAAACCAAGUUCAUUCAGCAAAGUUUGAAAAAGCGAAAAUUGUGACGUCGUUGCUCAAUAUCGCCACUCGUGUUACAUACGAAAAUACGCCACUCGGUUCCUAAUGAAGAUGUCGUAUUGAUUGUGCCAGCGUUUUAUAGUUCUCGGUAAAAUGCUCGCGUCCAUAUUAUAUAUCAAGUUAUUCACCUUACUCUGUCGGAAUAAAAUGAAACACUUUUUACGUAAUUUUUUAAUUAUGCAAGAGGAAAAUUGAUAGCAACUGGUUAAAAGCAAACUGGAUAAAGCUCACUUCGGUAUGUAAUACUGAAGUAAUAUACUAAAUCUUCGUGGUAUGUUAGUCACGAAAAAUUUUCCAGAAAUCUAGGUCAAAUUAGAAAUGGGAAUCUUGUCGAGGGAAGAGAAGCACAUAGAAUAAAGUUCAAAUUCAACUCGAUUCGAAAACGGGUAAAGAAUUCUACACAGGAGAGACUGUCACUGAAGAGUAACUCAACAGUUGUAUGAUACCUUGCAUUUUUAGGGAAGACCGAUCUAACAAAGGUCACAUCUUGGGAACCCCUAAACGUAUCGUAGGUCCUGAAAGAGAUCUGUCUCCUACUAUUGUGAGCCUCUUGAGGUUUAUUCUCCAUUCAGCGAUGUUGUCCGCAGCCCAAGAACAACCUGAGGUAGACAUCAGAAUAGCAAUCUAUUUCCCUCGUCAAAGGUUAUUUCAUUUAUUAACAAUUAAUAUAGUGCGGCGUUAAAUAUCUCGUGCUAGCCAAGGAAAACAAGAAACUUUAGAACAUAACAUGUACGACAUGUCGCACUUAAUUGAAGACGCAAUCUGUUCUCAUUAGUUCUGCUUCUUUCCUAUAAGUCAUCAAUAGGCAAAUAGAAUUCACCUCAAGAAAUUAACCACGUCAGUUCUAUCAUAAUCCCUAACACUCUUCAGAAGACAACGGAUCCAUUUUCUAUCGUCAGGAGCUGGCCAUGGAGCUUUCAUCGAUGGAAGAUUCAGCAGUUUACAGACAAUAUAUUUUUGCAGAGACUGAUUCGGACUUGACGAGUCAUUGUUUCCAGUGUAGCUUUAAUGAAAACGUUCUAUUACCAGUCAAAAUUCACAUACAGUUGAUCUACUCUUAAUCCAAGGUUGUUAGUCAGCUAAUAAAGGAGUUAGAUGUUCAACCACGGAAUGUUGGGGAUUUCCUCUGGGCACAUCUCGUCAAUGAUGUGGGAAAUAUAUCGGCCAGCCUGGAAAGAAGCGUAGAUGAAGUGGUACUGAUGAUUCAUAGCGUGUUAGCUGGGAUUGUGUAUCGUGCAACAGAUAGUAAGUUACAUUCUUUCAAGUCAAAUAGAGCAAGUUACCCAUGUGGUAGCCAUGUCCAAAAGGAAUCUUAUUUUAGCCCUAAAGCACUUCAGGGCAAAAUGUAUUCAGACAAGCGGUCUUGUGGGUUAAAAAACACUUGUUUAUCACAAACAGCGUCCAUAUUUUGUAGACAGCUUAGUCACGAGAGAAACCUGUUACUUUAAGUUGUAUACUUCUAUAUCUACGUUUAAUUAGGAACAGAUGGUAUUGCAAAGUGGUUGACUAAAGCGGAACGGAGAGAAUGGGAAAAUCACUUUUCUACCGUGUUUUUGAGACCUGUUUGC
Pocillopora meandrina is the source of this 4965-nucleotide messenger RNA. The record is from the annotation of a GenBank genome assembly. NCBI's taxonomy places the organism in Eukaryota, Metazoa, Cnidaria, Anthozoa, Scleractinia, Pocilloporidae.